GAAGGAAAAAAAAAAUAAUAAUUCCGUGACCUCCUCUUCAAGAAAUUGAAAUUCACCAGAAUCAGAUGCUUCGAGCUUAUUCUCCCCACUUCUCUAGUUGAGUGAUGGUGGGGGACUUUGAAUUGACUUGGAAUAUAAUUCGCCAAAUUUCCAGCAAUCUAAACAUUUUAAUUCAUCAAAACCUGAAAUUUUGAUCCCAAAAAAAUACAGAAAAAAAACCUCAGAACUUAACAUGGCAAUAUUCAGCCGAUUAUUUACAAAUAGAGCUUGGCGCAGUGCAAUUGCUUCUUCUAAAACCAUAAACCCUACAUUUUUUUCUCAAUCUCAACCUCAGUCUCUUCAGCCUCGAUUACAUCAUGGUCAUGGUACACAGCAGCAAUUAUUCAAUGCUUUCAAAGGCCGGAUUCCAAUUUCUGUCUCUGAGUCUACCCUAUCAUUUUGCACUCCGCUGGUGCUAGCUGGUAUUCUUGGCGCUGGAAUUCUGGAUGUGGCUUACGCAGAUACCAGUGAGGUAUCUACCAAGUCUUCCUCGCCAUCUGAAAUUCCUUCAACUUAUGAUGACCUGGAAGAAACAGCAAAAAAGGAACGGCGUAAAUUGGAGGAUCUAAUAAGAACUAAAGGCAUGAAAUAUGGUUCAUAUCCACGAUUUGCAGUUGCUGUCAAGGGACAAAAGAUUGCUAUCAAGUUCCAAGUACCCUCGAAUUGUGAAAUCCCUAGACUGAUAGCAAACCUUGCUUCAAACCUCAACGGGGGUUCACCCAUGGACAUUCAAAGUUGGGACAGCACAGUUGCUUGGCAGCUAGCACUUAGCCUCCCAAAAGGAAAGAGAGAACUUGAAGGGAGUAACGUGGAUGUAGGAGAAACAGUUUCAAAUGACAGUGAUCUUUGUGUUCUUAUAUUCCGAUCGAUGAUAAGUCCUGAUAAACCGGAGGUUGAGUUUCUAAAGAAAGGAAGCUUCACUCCUGCUGAGCUUGAUGCUCUGGUCUCAAUCAUGCAAAUAGCUGGUGAAAAGUCAGGUAGCAAAGCCACAGAAAGGAGUAAUUCUGGAGGAACAAAAUCGAUGAGUAAAUCAAUUUCUAGUUUAGAAGCCAUGGGAGUACGUGUUUUUGGGCUUGAUGAGCCACAUGUUGAUCACACAAAUGAAAAGAUAUCAUGGGAUACCAUUGCUGGCUAUGAUCAACAAAAGAGGGAAAUAGAAGAUACUGUACUGUUAGCUUUACGUAGUCCUGAAGUUUAUGAUGAUAUUGCACGUGGAACUCGGCGUAAGUAUGAGUCAAACAGACCCCGAGCUGUGCUCUUUGAAGGCCCUCCAGGUACUGGGAAAACAUCGUGCGCCCGUGUUAUUGCUAAUCAAGCUGGGGUUCCACUGCUUUAUGUUCCAUUGGAGGUUGUCAUGUCGAAGUAUUACGGUGAAAGUGAGCGUCUCUUUGGUAAGGUUUUCUCCCUUGCCAACGAGCUUCCAGAUGGUGCAAUUAUAUUUUUGGAUGAGGUUGAUUCUUUUGCUAUUGCUCGUGAUAGUGAAAUGCAUGAAGCUACUCGAAGAAUUUUAUCAGUGUUGUUGAGGCAGAUUGACGGAUUUGAACAAGAUAAGAAGGUGGUGGUGAUUGCUGCAACAAACAGAAAGCAGGACAUUGAUCCUGCUUUGAUUAGUCGAUUCGAUUCAAUGAUUUUCUUUGGUCUACCUGAUGAGCAAAAUCGACAAGAAAUAGCUGCUCAAUAUGCAAAGCAUCUGACUAAGUCUGAAUUGGCCGAGUUUGCUGUAAUCACUGAAGGAUUGUCUGGAAGAGAUAUCAGGGAUGUAUGUCAACAGGCAGAGCGCCGUUGGGCAUCAAAGGUUAUCCGGGGCCAAGCAACUAAUGCUCCUAAAGAUGCUAAAGAAGGAUCCCUUCCCCCUCUACAAGACUACAUCGAGAGUGCGAAUGCUCGGAAGAAAUGCCUUCUUGAAAUUGAGGAGCAAAGGAAUGAAAUUCAGAGUUUUCGUCGCAAUAGACGUCCGUUGGACAUGAGUUGAUGGCAGAUUAUGAAUGUGACAUUAACUGAGAACUGGAAAGAUUGACUAAGGUCGAUUUUUUGUACUUAGACUUGUUAAUAGUAGAAAAAAAAAAUAAGUUGUUUGAGGUAUCCAAGUUUACAACAUUGAUGAAGUUUAACAUAUUUUUAAGAAAUGGGUAAAGUUCAUCCACUCAAAAACUUAUUGUUUCAUCAUUGGUACACGCUUGAUAUCAUUUGUUUGUUUGCUAUUAAUUUUAUGGGCUUGGGCCAAGUUACUCUUUUUUAUC
Molecule: messenger RNA, 2279 nt
Organism: Beta vulgaris subsp. vulgaris (sugar beet)
Lineage: Eukaryota; Viridiplantae; Streptophyta; Magnoliopsida; Caryophyllales; Amaranthaceae
Product: 26S proteasome regulatory subunit 6A homolog
Exons: 14
Coding region: 233-2011 (592 amino acids)
Biological process (GO): proteasome-mediated ubiquitin-dependent protein catabolic process
Cellular component (GO): proteasome regulatory particle, base subcomplex
Molecular function (GO): proteasome-activating activity; ATP hydrolysis activity; ATP binding
Source: RefSeq, a predicted model, not a curated record